This is a messenger RNA of Plenodomus lingam JN3, 243 nucleotides long. RefSeq lists its product as uncharacterized. NCBI's taxonomy places the organism in Eukaryota, Fungi, Ascomycota, Dothideomycetes, Pleosporales, Leptosphaeriaceae. Gene Ontology annotation, molecular function: protein binding. The record is from RefSeq and is a predicted model, not a curated record.
AUGGUUUUGGCAAAAGCAUACGAGGAAUUUCCUUCAAUCCAAAGUGAGAUCUUCUCGAGCGACAUCGUCACGAUCAAAGUCGGGCCUACAGCGAACGAGUACCGUGUUCACAAGGCUUUACUGGUGCACUACUCUGCAUACUUCCGCGCAGCUUUGGGCUCCACGAACUUUGAAGAGGGGCAAUCCAACACUAUCACCUUGGCAGACAUUCCACCCUACACCAUUGAAGCCUUGCUAGACUAG